Aegilops tauschii subsp. strangulata is the source of this 981-nucleotide messenger RNA. RefSeq names its product high mobility group B protein 7. The record is from RefSeq and is a predicted model, not a curated record. Lineage: Eukaryota; Viridiplantae; Streptophyta; Magnoliopsida; Poales; Poaceae. Gene Ontology annotation, cellular component: nucleus. Gene Ontology annotation, molecular function: DNA binding. Gene Ontology annotation, biological process: polar nucleus fusion.
CCGCCCCGCCCGCCGCGCUGCCACUGCUAUUUAUUUCCCCCAAUUCGCCAUUGCCCACAGCAGCAAGGAAUCGAGAUCCAAUCACCUCCCCUCCCCUCCACUCCUCCCCCGCGGCAAGAGAGAUCCAGCCAGAUCCGUCCAGUUCCAUGGCGACCGCCGGCAACGCCCCCCGCUCCCGCAAGCGCGUCGAGGCCACCGUCCUCAAGCGCGCGCGCGACGGAAGCGCCUUCACCCGCUGCGAGGCGUGCAACAAGGACGUAGCCAUCGUCCUCAUCGACCUGCACAGCUGCAGCCUCGACUCCAAGAUACGCCUCAGCCUCGAGUCGCAGGUGGUGGAGAAGGCCGUCGAGAUCCAGGAGAAGAAGAGGAAGACGCCCUCCGCUGCCGCCGGAGGCAAGGGGAAGAAGAAGAGCAAGGCAGACGGAGAUGGUGCCAAGAAGCCAAAGGCAAAGCGCCCACCAACUGCCUUCUUCCUCUUCAUGAAGGACUUCAGGGUUGAGUUCAAGGCCUCUCACCCUGACGAGAAGGGUGUUGCCGCCGUUGGCAAGGCAGCAGGGGAGAAGUGGAAAUCCAUGACCGAAGAGGAGAAGAAGCCCUACCUUGACCAGGCCAAGGAGCUCAAGGCCCAGUUUGCCAAUGGCGAGGGCAGCGCGGAGAACAAUGUGGGAGAUGAGGAGAAGGCAGAUGCGGAUGCAGAGGAGGUGGAGGAUGCGGAGCAGGAGGUGGAUAAGCCAGAAGAUGCCCCAGAGGACGAAGAGGAGGAAGAGGAGAAGAACGAGCUGGAUGAUGACAUCUAGACGGAGCUGAAGAAGGGUGCUCGUUUUCCCGUUUUGUAAAUGGCAGGUGUUCUAUCUGUCCUGGGCAACCUGAAUCUCGGCCUAAACUCUAGGAGCAGCAGUAGUGAAUGUUGUGGCUGGUUGCAGUCUGUUUAUCAUUGUUAUGGAAUGGAAGGAAAGCAGGGUUGAUGUGGUGGUCGAUGAA